GCCUCGGGCGCUGGGAGACGGCUCGCGCGCCCCCCCGGCGGCCGAGCGCGCAGGCGCGGGUCCUAGUAACCGCCGGUUGGAGGCGGCCGGACCGCAGUGGAGAGACGGAGGCGGCGGGACGCGGGAGCUGCGGCGCGGCGGCCUCUUCCCUCCGCGGUCGCCCCACGCCCUGCCCCGGACGCUCCGGGUAGCGAGUGGGUCCUCUCCCCUUUGCCCCCGCAGGAGUCGCAGGCGCAGCAGCGACGGCCCAGCGAAGGACGCGGCGCCCGCUCCCCAGGCUAAGGCGCCGCCGCCGCGACCUUCCGGCGGCGGGAUGUCGGUGGUGGGCAUUGACCUCGGCUUCCUCAACUGCUACGUGGCCGUGGCGCGCAGCGGCGGCAUCGAGACCAUCGCCAACGAGUACAGCGACAGGUGUACCCCGGCCUGUAUAUCUUUGGGAUCAAGAACUCGAGCCAUUGGAAAUGCAGCUAAAAGCCAGAUAGUCACAAAUGUAAGAAAUACAAUUCAUGGCUUCAAAAAACUUCACGGGCGAUCAUUUGAUGAUCCCAUUGUGCAAACUGAAAGAGUCAGGCUUCCUUAUGAACUGCAGAAGAUGCCCAAUGGAAGUGCAGGAAUUAAGGUGCGGUAUCUAGAAGAAGACAGACCUUUUGCAAUUGAGCAAGUUACUGGAAUGCUGUUGGCCAAGCUUAAAGAGACUUCAGAAAAUGCCCUGAAGAAACCAGUGGCUGACUGUGUGAUUUCAAUUCCUAGCUUUUUCACUGAUGCUGAGAGAAGAUCUGUGAUGGCUGCAGCUCAGGUUGCAGGCUUAAAUUGUUUAAGAUUGAUGAAUGAAACUACUGCAGUUGCACUAGCAUAUGGAAUUUAUAAACAGGAUCUUCCCCCGUUAGAUGAGAAACCAAGAAAUGUAGUAUUUAUUGAUAUGGGACAUUCUGCCUAUCAGGUCUCGGUUUGUGCUUUUAACAAAGGAAAACUUAAAGUCUUGGCUACUACCUUUGACCCAUAUUUGGGUGGCAGGAACUUUGAUGAGGCCUUAGUAGACUACUUCUGUGAUGAGUUCAAGACCAAAUAUAAGAUAAAUGUAAAAGAAAACUCUCGGGCCUUGUUACGUUUGUAUCAGGAAUGCGAAAAACUCAAGAAGCUAAUGAGUGCAAAUGCAUCCGAUCUUCCACUAAACAUUGAGUGUUUCAUGAAUGACCUUGAUGUUUCUAGUAAAAUGAACAGGGCUCAAUUUGAACAAUUGUGUGCUUCCCUCUUUGCCAGGGUUGAACCACCUUUAAAAGCAGUAAUGGAGCAAGCUAACUUACAACGGGAAGACAUAAGUAGUAUAGAAAUUGUAGGAGGAGCAACKCGGAUUCCUGCAGUGAAGGAACAGAUCACGAAGUUCUUCCUUAAGGACAUCAGCACCACCCUAAAUGCUGAUGAAGCUGUAGCAAGAGGAUGUGCAUUGCAGUGUGCAAUUCUGUCACCAGCAUUCAAAGUGCGUGAAUUUUCUAUAACAGACCUGGUUCCCUAUUCAAUUACAUUAAGAUGGAAGACCUCUUUUGAAGAUGGAACUGGGGAAUGUGAAGUAUUUUGUAAGAACCAUCCUGCCCCAUUCUCAAAAGUCAUUACUUUUCACAAGAAGGAACCAUUUGAUCUAGAAGCAUUUUAUACUAAUUUGCAUGAAGUGCCUUAUCCUGAUCCAAGAAUUGGGAGCUUCACUAUUCAGAAUGUUUUUCCACAGUCUGAUGGUGAUAGUUCCAAAGUGAAAGUUAAAGUUCGGGUUAACAUCCAUGGAAUCUUCAGUGUGGCUAGUGCAUCGGUAAUUGAGAAGCAGAAUGUGGAAGGGGAUCACAGUGAUUCUCCUAUGGAAACAGAAGCUACAUUUAAGAAUGAAAAUAAAGAUGAUGUGGAUAAAAUGCAGGUUGACCAAGAAGAAGGAGUUCAUCAAAAAGUUCAUGCUGAACAUACCCCAGAAGAGGAAAUUGAUCAUACAGGAGCCAAAACAAAGACAGCACCCUCAGAAAAACAAGAACGAUUAAAUCAGACCAUUAAAAAGGGAAAAGUCAAGAGUGUUGAUCUACCUAUCCAGAGUACCCUAUGUAGACAGCUGGGCCAAGAUCUUCUCAACAGCUACAUUGAAAAUGAGGGGAAGAUGAUAAUGCAGGAUAAGUUAGAGAAAGAAAGAAACGAUGCUAAGAAUGCAGUCGAAGAAUAUGUAUAUGAUUUUAGAGACAGACUGGGCACUGUCUACGAAAAAUUCAUCACUCCAGAAGACAUGAGUAAACUGUCUUCAAUACUGGAGGACACAGAAAAUUGGCUUUAUGAAGAAGGAGAGGACCAACCUAAACAAGUUUAUGUGGAUAAGCUUCAAGAACUAAAGAAGUAUGGCCAGCCUAUUCAAAUGAGGUACAUGGAACAUGAAGAGAGACCAAAAGCUUUAAAUGACUUGGGAAAAAAGAUUCAACUUGUCAUGAAAGUGAUAGAAGCCUAUAGAAACAAGGAUGAAAGAUACGAUCAUUUGGAUCCUGCUGAAAUGGAAAAAGUUGAAAAAUAUAUCAGCGAUGCCAUGAUUUGGCUGAACACUAAGAUGAAUGCACAGAAUAAAUUAAGUCUCACUCAAGAACCUGUGGUUAAAGUUUCGGAAAUUGUUGCAAAGUCUAAGGAGCUAGAUAAUUUCUGUAACCCCAUCAUUUACAAACCCAAACCAAAAGUAGAAGUGGCUGAAGACAAAACAAAAGCUAAUAGUGAACAUAACGGACCAAUGGAUGGACAGAGUGGAACGGAAACUAAACCAGAUGCAACAAAAGACAGCACACAGCAUACUAAAUCAUCUGGGGAGAUGGAAGUGGACUAAGUCUUAAUUUUACCUUCAUAUAAUUCAAAUAGCAAAUAGUGCAAGUAACCACAGGGUCCAUUCAUCUUUUACAUCUGGCACACAAAACAGAUAGAUGUUCCAUUGUUCUUAACUACUUUGUCAUUUGUUUUUUGAAGUAGUUUUGCAAAGUGAGUGCACCUAUCAUUUCAUUACUGCUUAUGUGAAGCUUCAGCUGAAUAUAGAUGUACAAGUCAGUUUUAGCUUUCCUGAUGUAGUUUAUAUCAAACAUGCAGAAUUGGUAUGUAAUUGGCAAUAGUCUACCUAAACCUCACUUCCUUUAUUCAGGAAAGGAUACCGUAUUGCACUAUUGUUGCAGAAGCAUAGAUUUAACUGCAUUGUAAUUUCGAAAAGCAAAAGUUGGUGUGGUUUAAAGCCACUGAGGGUACGGGCCUUUUUCUAGUUAUUGUAUUGUUAUAAUUUAAAUAUUAAAACAAAUAAGAGGUUUCUGAACAAAUUAGUCCAUCUCAUUGGUAUACCACAAGAACUCAGUUUUGUUGUCAUCUCAUAAAUGAACUAAGUCACAUGUGGAAAGAGAAAGUGCACAAUUUUAUGUUAAACUGACACCAGCAGUUUGCCUCUUUAGUUAGUAAUGUACAUUGAUGUUUUCUUAGAAUCUCUUCUUUCACUUGAAACUGUUGAUUUACUUGUCCAGAAGAUGAGCUGCUGCUGAAAUAAUGCUAGCUUGAAAGAGAAGCCUUUUUGAUGAAAUUACAUUAUGGGGAAAAUGCUGUUGACCUACUCAGACAUGCAUCUGUGAUGUUGGUACCUCAUUUCAGUUUUAAUAGUUGUGUUGGUUUUCUUAAUUGAUUUUGUUCAUAUCUUAACACAGGGUAGGGAGAAAUGGCACAAUGCAUUGCACAAUAGUAUCAUUGAUUUACUGAAUGUUACAAUAUAAACACUAUUAAAUAAGCAGUAAUACUGAAAAGGAGCACUUAUACCAUAAGACUUAGGAAAUAAUGGUUGUAAUAAACUUAACUGUGUUACAUAUCAAUAGGCAAAAUAUAUAAUGUUACAUAGUGUGAUAUGAUGUGAUUAAAUUAUAGUUCCUGCUGUUAAAUUUUUUUGAAACCUUGGCUCCAGUUUUGGUGCUUCUUAAUUAAAUUAAAUGGGAGAAGGGACAGUAAAUUUA
Molecule: messenger RNA, 3986 nt
Organism: Urocitellus parryii (Arctic ground squirrel)
Lineage: Eukaryota; Metazoa; Chordata; Mammalia; Rodentia; Sciuridae
Gene: Hspa4l
Product: heat shock protein family A (Hsp70) member 4 like
Biological process (GO): protein folding
Cellular component (GO): nucleus; cytosol
Molecular function (GO): ATP binding; ATP-dependent protein folding chaperone
Source: RefSeq, a predicted model, not a curated record